Microthlaspi erraticum is the source of this 1176-nucleotide messenger RNA. NCBI's taxonomy places the organism in Eukaryota, Viridiplantae, Streptophyta, Magnoliopsida, Brassicales, Brassicaceae. The record is from the annotation of a GenBank genome assembly.
AUGGAUUCAAGAUUCAUCCAUAUCGUUCCUUCCUCAAGCGUUAAUGGUAAUACUGAUCAGAAAGAGAAGUAUAGUGAAGAUGAAGAGAGAAGUAGUAAAUACUCUUUUGCGACUGCUCUAAGUAUGAGCGGGGGAGAUGGAGACAACAGUUACUCCACCAAUUCUCUUCUCCAGAGAAGAGUGUUAUCAAAGGCUAAGCCGGUCUUGGUUAAGAACACAAAGGAACUGAUAUUAAACUUGAACUUUCCUAAAUACAUCAAAGUAGCUGAUUUGGGUUGUUCUUCGGGACCAAACACGUUCUUGGCAAUGUCUGAAAUCAUCAAUACAAUCAAUGUGUUCUGUCAAAAAUGGAACCAAAACCCACCAGAGAUAGAUUGUUGCCUAAACGAUCUCCCUAACAACGAUUUCAACACGACGUUCAAAUUCAUACAUUCGUUCAACGAGAAGAACCUCGCAUGUAAAGGAUCGUAUUUUGUUUCUGGAGUCCCUGGUUCCUUCUAUUCCAGGCUCUUCCCUCGUAAGAGUCUCCAUUUUGUACAUUCCUCUUAUGGUCUCCAUUGGCUCUCUAAGGUUCCGGAAGGACUUGAGAAGAAUAAGAUGAGUGUGUAUAUCACAACUUCAAGUCCUCUAAGUACAUACAAGGCUUACUUAAACCAAUUCCAAAGAGAUUUCACGACGUUUCUAAAACUGCGUUAUGAAGAGAUAGUGCCAAAUGGAAUAAUGGUUCUCACAUUCCUCGGUAGAAACACUAUCGAUAAUCCACUGCAUAGAGAUUGUUGUCACUUUUGGACAUUAUUAUCCAAAUCUCUCCGUGACCUAGUAGCCGAGGGUUUUGUGAGUGCAUCGAAGGUGGAUUCUUUCUACAUGCCAUUUUACGACCCGAGCGAAAAAGAAGUGAAAGAGAUCGUACGGAAAGAGGGUUCCUUUGAGAUCAAAGAUUUAGUGACACAUGAAUAUGAUCUUGGCCAUUGUAACCAAGACGAGUCAAAGAGAAGUAAAUCAGGGAAAAACGAAGCCAAUUAUAUACGAGCGGUGAGUGAACCAUUGCUUGUGGCUCACUUCGGAGAUGCUAUUAUCAACACAUUGUUUAACAAGUUCGCACAUAACGUGUCUCAACAUGCCACUUGCAAGAACAAAACGACCGUUAGUCUAGUCGUUUCAUUGACUAGAAAAUAA